This is a messenger RNA of Neltuma alba, 1250 nucleotides long. RefSeq lists its product as uncharacterized. NCBI's taxonomy places the organism in Eukaryota, Viridiplantae, Streptophyta, Magnoliopsida, Fabales, Fabaceae. The record is from RefSeq and is a predicted model, not a curated record. The transcript is spliced from 2 exons. The coding region runs from base 126 to 1139 and encodes 337 amino acids.
AACCCCACCCAUCUUCUUUUUAUUUUAUUCUCUCUGCCUUCCCUCUUCUCUCAUCAUCCCCAUCACUUCAUCAUUCCUUCUUCCUUUUCCUGCUCCCUGAACCACCAUUGCAUUUUCUCAUCUCAAUGUCCUUCCCUCCAUUUCCCCCUUUCUUCACUACCCUUCUCAUCUCCUUCUUCUUCACUCUGACUCUGGCUAUAACCGACCCGGAUGCUGCAACGGUUCAGUCCAUUUCCUUGCACCCUUCUCCACCGGCCACCAUCCCUGCAGUUCCAGAGCAAUCCGAUGCUGUUGGUUGCCCUCUGGAGCUCUCCGAUGAGUUUUUCCAAGGGGUGAAGAGCGCGUGUGGCGUUAACAAGCACGACUCAGACGGGGAGCUCCACCGUAGCCGGUGUUGCCCGGUGCUGGCGGCGUGGCUUUACUCCGCCUACUCCGCCACCGCGCUCGGCAGGGUCGCUGGGAUGGGUAAAACAUCGAAGGGUCGUAAUGUGCAUGCGACGUCGUAUGAUAUGCCGUUGCUGCCGGAUGAUUCGGAGACUUGUGUGAGUGACUUGGGGAAGGCCUUGAAAGUGAAGGGGAUUGAUCUCGUUCAGCCCAAUGAGACUUGUGAUGUGGUUUAUUGCUACUGUGGUAUAAGGCUUCACCCCUUGAGCUGCCCUGAGGCGUUUUCUGUGGACCAGGAUGGGAAAGUUGUUGAGGAUGAGAGUGUGAAAAUGCUAGAGAGCAAUUGCUUGAGUAGUAGCUCCAAUGUCGAUAAAUUGCCAGGUCUUGGUGGGUGCUCUAAGUGCUUGAACAGUCUCUAUAAGCUUAACAAGAAGACUUCGAAUUCAAGCAAAUCACAAGACAGGACCACCAAGAUCCACAACAAAGAUUGUCAGCUUAUGGGCCUGACAUGGCUUCUGGCGAAGAACCGAUCAGCUUUUAUCCAUACAGUCUCUGGGGUUCUACGUGCUUUUAUGUUGAGCUCAGAUGGCUCUGAUCCAAAAUCCUGCACUCUAAACAGUGAUGGAAUGCCUCUAGCUGUGGAUUCCUCUGAAUUCUCUGAUUCUUCUUCAAACAACCUUCAUGCCCCCAUCUUUCUUUGCUUCUUGUUUCUCUGUUUGCUUCUACUCAUGCAACUUUCUGUACCAUUCAUCUAACUCAGAUCAGAGCAUGAUUAAUGUCAUCCCUGACAUUAUGCACAGUUUUAAUCCCUGUUUUGAGUGCUUGAUAUUUUAUAUCUCAGGCGACUUGGAAUUGUAUUUUUAGUG